Molecule: messenger RNA, 542 nt
Organism: Gopherus evgoodei (Goodes thornscrub tortoise)
Lineage: Eukaryota; Metazoa; Chordata; Testudines; Testudinidae
Product: gastrokine-1-like
Exons: 4
Biological process (GO): regulation of cell population proliferation
Source: RefSeq, a predicted model, not a curated record
AAUGUGAAUGAAAACAAUCAGGGAAACGAUGGCGGAAACUCUCACCAGACUGUGAGCAUCAACAAUGAUAAGCACGUGGUCAACAUUGAUUCAAACAAUGGCUGGAAUUCAUGGAACUCCAUCUGGGAUUAUGGCAAUGGUUACAUUGCAACCAGGAUACUUUCAAAAAAAGCCUGCAUCAUUGCUAAAAUAAACAAAAAUGUUAUGCCUGAUGCAGUGGAGCUUCCGCAGCUGAUUAAAGAAAAGAAGGAAGCUGGCUCUUGAGGGCCUCCCCCAGUGGAACUGCAAUUCACCGUCUCAAAAACCACAGUCAGUGACCUGGCCCCAUAUGGGAAGUCUGUUGAAUCUAUGUGCAAAGGAAUUCCAACCUAUGUUGCUCGUGAAGCUCGUGGAGACAACCUUUUAUUUUAUUCUGGGCAAUGUUUCAAGACUAAUAUAAUGCACACGAUGACAUUAAACUAUUGCGAUGAAACUGCAUCUUUCAAAUAAAAUUGUUGCUGAUAUAAUCCUGCUAACAAUGCCCUCACUGAUUAGAAAAAUAA